AUGUCCAUCGGCGGCCCUUGUCUUUGGUUGCCUGCCUUAUCCACGCCUGUCACUUCGCAUCUGUCUGCAGUGACAUCUCACUUGUCUGCGGCAACAAGAAACGGGGAGAAGAGUGUCCCGGGGUCCAGAUCAACCUCGCCACGGCUGUCACUGCAGAGAGAGAACACGCUUGGUGCUACACCCGGGCUUGCUGCUGAAAUGCACACGUCUGGUGUCAAGGCUGAGAAUGCCUUGUCCAAUCCGAUGGCCUCCAGUACGGCUCAGUCUACAUCGUCCCCCGAGGAAGAAAGCUCGUCUCAUGACACGUUUAACCCGAGGAUGGGAACUGGGAAAGAGGAGUCACCAUCACAGGCCGAACUAGGAAUUCCUAGCGGGCCCCAGCCACGACUCUUGAUGUCGCAACAUCAGGAUGAAACUGACCAUUUUGAAGACCCCAACGGCCUAGUCUCAGGCCUUCAUGAUAUGAAGGAAGAAUCGGACAAGGAAUAUUCUCUCAGUCCUUCCGUUGAAAAGGCAGAAGGGACGGGAAGCGAUGAGUACCACAGAUCGCCUCCGCUGGACAAGAAAAAGAUGAAGCGGUUUCGUUUGACUCAUAACCAAACCCGCUUCCUAAUGAGUGAGUUCACUCGGCAGGCACAUCCAGACGCUGCCCACAGACAGCGCCUCUCGCGCGAGAUCCCCGGCUUGACUCCACGGCAAGUCCAAGUAUGGUUUCAAAACAGGCGAGCAAAGCUCAAGCGCCUCACUACGAAUGAUCGCGAAAGAAUGAUCAAGUCGCGAGCCUUGCCGGAUGAUUUUGACACCACAAAGGUACUCCGCACGCCGUUUGAAGGCAAAUCAAUCGGCGAGACAGGUGGGGUAUCCCCGCAAGAAUACGCAGCGCCAAAUGUGGAUUUCGCGGCACCGAGAGCCCUGCGCACUGACGGUUUCCCUCGACAAAGCGAAGACGAGUACCUUGCCUCGCCACUUAGCUCGACCUCUACUACAGGGACGUAUAUGUCUUCUCAUGGACAGGGCCGGUCCGACAACGCACCGACCUCGAGUAUGAUAUUCAGCCGGCCCGCCGCGUCCGCGUCCAUGUCUGAUUUACAACGAACAAUGCGCAAUGAUUAUCCCAUCACCCGGUCCAGCAGCGUAUCCGAUACGUCUGCGCAGCCCCUAUCUUUCCACCAUGGCCUUUCAAUGCACAAUCGAUUCACGGGAGCACAAGCCAACCAGGCGAAUAUGUCCUAUUUUCGACGCCCCGUGGACUAUGCCGUGCCGCGACAUCCCGGCAUAAUCCAACCAUACGAUCAACGGCAAUCAUUUGAAGACUCGGUAUCGCAGACAGACACACAAGGGACGCCCGUAGCUUAUGAUAUGAAUCAUCUAGGCUCGCAGUCGCAGGCCUAUCCACCGACCCUAUCGAUGUCAACCCCAAAAGAUUAUACCAGCUUGGGAAUGGACUCCCAAGUCCCGGCCCAUGCACGACCCGUCCCAACUCUCUCAUCCCUCCCGGUGCCUGCACCGCACGAGUAUCGCCAGUUCCCCUACGACAACACGUCGGGAUCGAUGGGCACCGCAAUCCCAUACACCCAUGCCCCAGCCUCCAAUCUGAGCAUUUCGACGUCUUAUGCGCCGUCAAUAGCGGGAACCACCGCCCAUGAUUCAUUGCAUAAGACACCACAGGCACUGGAUCCGCUGCUGUCGAAAUUCAGUCAUCCGUCUUUCCACUAUCCCAAUUAUAUCCAGCAAUAA
Penicillium alfredii is the source of this 1737-nucleotide messenger RNA. Its product is annotated as homeobox domain-containing protein. Gene Ontology annotation, molecular function: RNA polymerase II transcription regulatory region sequence-specific DNA binding; DNA-binding transcription factor activity. The record is from RefSeq and is a predicted model, not a curated record. Gene Ontology annotation, biological process: cell differentiation; anterior/posterior axis specification; embryo development. Gene Ontology annotation, cellular component: nucleus. NCBI's taxonomy places the organism in Eukaryota, Fungi, Ascomycota, Eurotiomycetes, Eurotiales, Aspergillaceae. The transcript has 4 exons. The coding region runs from base 1 to 1737 and encodes 578 amino acids.